Aspergillus costaricaensis CBS 115574 is the source of this 1324-nucleotide messenger RNA. Its product is annotated as RNA recognition motif domain-containing protein. NCBI's taxonomy places the organism in Eukaryota, Fungi, Ascomycota, Eurotiomycetes, Eurotiales, Aspergillaceae. The transcript has 5 exons. The coding region runs from base 476 to 829 and encodes 117 amino acids. Gene Ontology annotation, molecular function: RNA binding. The record is from RefSeq and is a predicted model, not a curated record.
CCCCCCCAUUCCUGGUCCCGGUUCUGCAGAACUGCUUCCUUAGUUUACAACUACCCCUCCAUCCCUUACUCAAAUUCCAAGCACCACUCACAAAUCAGGUAGGUCAGUCUCUUCUUUCUCUUCGUCUUUCCCUUGGCAGUAUGUUUUAGUUUCAUGCUUGGUGGAGUCACUUGCAACGGUCUCACUGAAUCUCCGUCGUGGAGAGGACCCUCCAGGGUCUGCUGUCGUCUCUCUUAAAACCAUUCCCCUUCAUCCUCUCUCUCUCUCCCACUUCUUUUUGCUUUUUCUUCCUCCGUCUACAUUCUUAGGUCUCUUCUUUGGUCGGCUUUUGUGAGAUUUUCUCAAAGUUCGACGUGACUACUUUGUCAAAGAAACCAUCGCAUCCAACCCCUCAUUUUUCGCUGUGACAUCCUCAUUCCGCAGGUGCUUACUACCAGAAUAGUUUCCAGCUCCGUUGUAGGAAACCUCAAUAAAAAUGUCUAAGCUCUUUAUCGGCGGCCUUGCCUGGCACACCACUGACGAUACCCUCCGUGAGGGAUUCUCGCAAUAUGGAACAAUCGAAGAAGCCAUUGUCGUCAAGGACCAUGACACCCACCGCAGCCGUGGAUUCGGAUUCGUCCGCUUCGCCUCUGAUGCUGAGGCCGACGCUGCCAUGAACGCCAUGAACAACCAGGAAUUCGACGGCCGUGUCAUCCGUGUCGACAAAGCCUCGGAGUCGAGACCGCGCAUGGGUGGUGGUGGUGGUUUCCACGGACGCGGUGGCUACAACCGUGGCUACAACGGCGGCGGCUGGCGUUCCCAGCAGCAGGAGCCUGAGGCUGCAGAGUAAGCUGCGCAAGCUAUUAUAGCAUUGCCGAUGGCUUACUACGGACCGGUCUCUUGUCCUAUUCUUCAUUUCUUUUCACGAUUUUUUCCCUCUUUCUCGCAUGUCAGCUGCUGUUAGUCCCUUCGGACAUAAAGUUUGGGAUAAAACCCCGGGCGCAUGCUACCCAGCUUUUAUGAUGGUGACUUACGACGAAACGACCCCUAUCUCUUGUUUCUUUCCGUUAUUGUUUUCCCCUCUCACGCCAGUUCAUUGCGAUAAUGACAUCUCUCUCGUGGUUUGAUAUGGUUUCGCAUCGCGUGGCUUUAAAUCAAUUGUUUCUGACGUCGUUUACUCGGGUCAUGGUUGACAUGUAUGUAAUCUGGCUUAUGUUAACACCUGAUUUGAGGCCGAUGGGAAAGUGGUCCAGCGAAAGCAAUCAGUGCUCUAUCGUGAAUUUGGAAUUAAUCUAGGUCCAAGUCAUGAUCUAUCCCAAUCUCAUCAUCUCUAUCUCUCUAUAUU